Messenger RNA from Paramecium sonneborni, 1895 nucleotides. The record is from the annotation of a GenBank genome assembly. NCBI's taxonomy places the organism in Eukaryota, Ciliophora, Oligohymenophorea, Peniculida, Parameciidae.
AUGGAAGGAUAUCUUAAAAAGUGGAUAAACAUUGUUACUAGAUGGUAGGAUAGAUAUUUUAUUUUGAAUGAUCAUAUUCUGCAUUAUUGUGAGCAUUAAGGUGGUUAGUCUAAAGGUUAGAUUCAUUUAAAAGUGGCUGCUAUAAUAUUAGUACCUGAAGAUCCUUUGAGGAUAAUUAUAAACACAGGGACAAAUGAAAUAUAGGUUAGAGCUUCAAGUGUACCAGAAAAGAUUGAAUGGGUAAAUGCUUUAAAAAGAGCAUAAGAAAGUUGUUAAGAAACAAUUCCUAGAGAUUCUCUUAAAGAAGUAAAUAAUAUUCUAACAGAUAUUUGGGUUACUUAGGCUGCAUGUACAAUACUUAUUCUCUAUAAUAAUUAGUUGAUGAAACUUUAAAUUUACUUGUGCCUAAAUUGGAAAGAUAACCAAAAUAUGUAGAAUUAGUUGAAAAAUUAAGUGAGUUAGCUUAAAAGAUUAAAAUGAAUGUGACAAUAUGUACUUAAUUAUUAGAAGUUGAAAAAUAAAAGUUAGAGUCUCAAUAAUCAGGUAAUUUUUGAAUUAAUAUUAAGAUGAUAAUUAAACUUUAUUUUAAUCAUUUAGAAACAUCUCAACAAGAAUAGAAGAUUUUAAUCGAUAAAGUUCAGAAAUAAGUACUAACAGUUCUUUAUCAAUUCAAGAUAUUUUAGAACAUAUCAAAUAUGAUUAGCCAAUAAAAUAUGUAUUAAUAAUAUAUUAAUAUAUAUUAGAAAAAUUUAAUAAACAAUGCUGUGUUUUAAAAAAUAUAAUUCACAAAUUAAUAAUCUAGAAUAGCAUUACCUAGAACAUAAGAUCCAAAUGAGAAAAUAAAAGUUUGGAGUUUUAUUAAAGAUUUAAUAGGAAAAGAUCUAUCAAAAUUUGCUGUUCCUGUUUAUUUCAAUGAACCUUUAUCUAUGCUUUAAAGAUUAGCUGAGAAUUUAGAAUAUUAUUAAACAUUAGUUGAUGCCAAUUAAGAAUAAGAUUAAUGGUUAAGAAUGUGUUAUGUAAUGGGUUUUGCAGUGAGUGCUUAUUCAAGUAAUAUUGAUAGACAUAAGAAGCCAUUUAAUCCUAUUUUAGGUGAGACAUUUGAAAUCUAAAAUAAAUAAUUUAGAUUUAUAAGUGAAUAAGUAUCUCAUCAUCCUCCAAUAUCAGCUGGAUAUGCAGAAUCUAUAGAUUUUGAAAUGUAGAUGUAAACAGAUAUUAAAACUAAAAUGUCACCUAGAACUAUGGAAGUUUAACCUUUAGGAAAUAUUUAUAUUAAAUUAAAAUAAUUUAAUGAUCAUAUAUCCUAUAAUAAAUGUACUACAAAAGUUCAUAAUAUUAUUUUUGGAAAUAUGUAUAUUGAACAUAUUGGUGAUAUGAAUUUUAAUAAUCAUACUACAAAUGAUAGAGGAGUCUUAACUCUAUCAGAAAAUCAUAAAAUGGUUGGAACUGUUUUUGAUAACAAUGGAAAAGAAAAAUAUAAAUUAAAAGGAUUAUGGAAUGAUUAAUUGAUUGCUCGUAAUGUUUAAACAGGAAGAGAAAUUAUUGUCUGGAAAAGAUAUGAUUUACCUUAAGAUUAUAAGAAUUAUUUCUUUUUUACUAAAUUUGCUUUAAAUUUAAAUCUCCUUAAUAUAGAAUUAAUUAAAUCACUCCCAUGUACUGAUUGUAGAUUAAGACCUGAUUAAUUAGCUUUAGAAUACGGUUUUAUUGAUUUAGCUGCUGAUGAAAAACAUCGACUAGAAUAAAAAUAAAGAUUACGAAGAAAAGAAAUGUAAAUUGCAGGUUAAAAACAUUCACCUGCAUUUUUUGAAAUGAUUAAAGAACCAUGUACAAACGAAUUAAUUUAUAAAUAUAAAGGAAAUUAUUGGAGAAAAAAAGGAGAAGGUUUAGACUUAUUUUGA